CCUGCACCAUUCGCAACCUCACAUAGUCACUUCUUCCCGUCCUCUAUCUUCGUCUCGAUAAUUCGUGCGACGCCACAAUGGUUAGCAUCAGCGAGGUCAAGGGCAACACGCGCGAAAACAGAACGGCCGCACAUACACAUAUCAAGGGAUUAGGUCUACGGUCCGAUGGCACAGCAGAGACUUCUGGGAAUGGCUUCGUGGGACAGACCGCAGCCCGAGAGGUCAGCAAUCCCUCUUGAUAACGUGAUUGUCGUGUCAGACCCUAAUCAAGGCGCAGGCGUGCGGCGUCGUUGUCGACCUCAUCAAAGCCAAAAAGAUGUCCGGAAGAGCAGUGCUACUAGCAGGAGGUCCAGGGACAGGCAAAACGGCUCUAGCAUUAGCAGUAUCACAAGAACUCGGAACAAAAGUCCCAUUCUGUCCCAUUGUCGGCAGUGAAGUGUACUCCACAGAGGUCAAGAAGACAGAAGCAUUAAUGGAAAAUUUCAGAAGAGCAAUUGGCCUGCGAGUACGAGAGAUGAAGGAAGUUUACGAAGGCGAAGUCACCGAGCUCAUUCCCGAAGAAGCAGAGAACCCUCUAGGAGGCUACGGUCGCACGAUCUCGCACCUCAUCAUCACAAUGAAAUCCGCGAAAGGAACAAAGAAACUACGGCUUGACCCCAGCAUAUACGAAGCCAUUCAGAAAGAGAGAGUCGCGGUCGGAGACGUCAUUUACAUUGAAGCCAACACGGGCGCGUGUAAGAGAGUCGGUAGAUCAGACGCGUACGCCACGGAAUUCGACCUUGAGGCCGAAGAAUACGUGCCUGUGCCCAAGGGAGAGGUCCACAAGAAGAAAGAAGUGGUACAAGACGUGACGCUGCAUGACCUCGAUAUCGCGAAUGCCAGACCGCAAGGCGGCCAGGAUGUUAUGAGCAUGAUGGGCCAGUUGAUGAAGCCGAAAAAGACCGAGAUCACAGACAAACUGAGAGCAGAGAUCAAUAAGGUGGUCAGCAAGUAUAUUGAUCAGGGCGUCGCUGAGCUGGUUCCUGGUGUGCUGUUUAUCGAUGAGGUACACAUGCUCGAUAUCGAGUGCUUUACCUAUCUCAACCGGGCUCUCGAAUCGCCUAUUUCCCCCAUAGUCAUCCUCGCUUCCAAUCGAGGCAAUACUGUCAUUCGCGGUACACAAGAUAUCACAGGAGCACACGGCGUGCCACCGGAUCUUCUGGCGCGCCUACUUAUCAUUCCUACACAUCCUUACAAUGAGUCGGAAGUCCAGACUAUCAUUCGGCUUCGAGCAAAGACGGAAGGCUUGGCCAUUUCAGAUGCCGCCCUGCAGAAGGUUGCUCAGCAUGGCACGAACGUGUCGCUACGAUAUGCCCUGCAACUGUUGACGCCGAGCAGCAUAUUGGCCAAGGUCAACGGAAGGCAAGAGAUUGCACCUGACGAUGUGGCAGAGUGCGAGGAUCUGUUCAUCGAUGCGAGACGCAGCGCCAAGGUGGUUGAGGCCGGUGUUGGAUUCAUUAGUUGAAAAGAGAAGGGUCGAAGAUCUCUAACGAAGGCACUUUCAUCCGACAAUAAACUCCGACGACAUGUUCUCAUGUCGGAUCGACUAGUCAGUCGCGAGUAUUGACUUUCAACAGCCACGGGUCAAUGCCGCGCAGCAAGAGGGCAUUUCCUGCUCCCACCUCACCGGGCAUGGUGGCUCUCAUCAGAACAUCCUCGACACAAGCAGUCCGGACACGAGUGGCUAGUCGAGACCAAAAUUUGCUAGGCAGCAUUGCGUUAAAUGGAAGCACGAGCAUCGCGAAAGAGCCUCCGGAGCGGCGAUCUAUCCGAGAUUGGAGCAGAUGGAGAGUUCUUGAAAAAUUCUUGAUUGUUUGUGAUAUACACCUUUAUGUAACAAACUAGAGAGCAUCCAUGGGUGUGGAAAUCGAUUCGUGCCAGAAUACUACUUUCCACCAUGGCUUUCCCACCAUAUUUCUUCUCUUAGUCUUUCGGUAUUGGACCACCACAAGGCAGGGAACAACGGAGAACAAGACAGGAUGGCAACGGCUACCUACAGAAAGUGGAAUGUCAGUAGAAGGACAUGAGAAAGCUUCGGAGAGAUCAUGCUGAGAUAAAUGAUUCCAAUCAGACAUCCAAG
This is a messenger RNA of Exophiala xenobiotica, 2119 nucleotides long. RefSeq names its product RuvB-like helicase 1, variant 1. Gene Ontology annotation, biological process: box C/D snoRNP assembly; regulation of transcription by RNA polymerase II; chromatin remodeling. The coding region runs from base 317 to 1504 and encodes 395 amino acids. Gene Ontology annotation, molecular function: DNA helicase activity; ATP hydrolysis activity; ATP binding. NCBI's taxonomy places the organism in Eukaryota, Fungi, Ascomycota, Eurotiomycetes, Chaetothyriales, Herpotrichiellaceae. The record is from RefSeq and is a predicted model, not a curated record. Gene Ontology annotation, cellular component: NuA4 histone acetyltransferase complex; Ino80 complex; R2TP complex. The transcript is spliced from 3 exons.